Molecule: messenger RNA, 5562 nt
Organism: Trichoderma citrinoviride
Lineage: Eukaryota; Fungi; Ascomycota; Sordariomycetes; Hypocreales; Hypocreaceae
Product: guanine nucleotide exchange factor
Exons: 2
Coding region: 19-5562 (1847 amino acids)
Biological process (GO): regulation of ARF protein signal transduction
Molecular function (GO): guanyl-nucleotide exchange factor activity
Source: RefSeq, a predicted model, not a curated record
CCGCCCCCGGUCCGCCUCAUGAGCUCCCUCAAGUUCGUCGUGUCCUCUCUGGACGCCAUUGCCACCUCCAAAGAUGCCCAGCGCAACAAGCAGCUGGCCGACUUGACCAAGACAGCCCUGGACGCCAUCAAAGAGCAGGACCAGCUGCCUGAUCCCGAGAUCGUCUUCGCGCCUCUGCAGCUUGCGACCAAGACCAACAGCCCGCAGCUCACAACAACGGCCCUCGACUGCAUUGGAAAGCUGAUAUCCUACUCGUACUUCUCGCUGCCCUCCAAGGAUGACGCACCCAAAGAAGGCGCCGAGCCGGCGCCCCCACUGAUCGAGCGAGCCAUCGAUACCAUUUGCGACUGCUUCCAAGGCGAGACCACCGCCGUCGAGAUCCAGCUACAGAUUGUCAAGUCGCUUUUGGCAGCCGUCCUGAACGACAAGAUAGUGGUUCACGGCGCGGGCCUGCUCAAGGCUGUGCGCCAGGUCUACAAUGUCUUUUUGCUCUCUCGGAGCACGGCCAAUCAGCAGGUUGCGCAGGGCACUCUCACCCAGAUGGUCGGCACCGUCUUCGAGCGAGUCAAAACCAGGCUACACAUGAAGGAGGCCAGACUGAGCCUCAACAACCUCAACCACGGCGCAAGCAAUGUCACCUUUGACCAGUCCGAAAUCGCCAAUGGCACCCAGCACAGCGACGACAAUGACGAGGCUUCACCGGCGCCGCCUGACAACACCGAUGCUCCUCCGGAAGAGCCGGCCAAUGCCGCCAAGCUCACGCUCAAGGACCUGGAGCACCGCAAGAGCUUCGACGAUUCCACGCUCGGCGAUGGGCCGACCAUGGUCACACGGCUCAAGUCGGACAAGAAAGACGAGAGUGACGCGUCCGUCUCGGGGCAGUCUGGCCCGCAGGAAGACAGCGAUGCGCUGGAUGCCGAGGACGAGGUCUACAUCCGAGACGCCUACCUCGUCUUCCGAUCCUUCUGCAACCUGUCCACCAAGGUUCUGCCGCCCGACCAGCUCUUCGACAUGCGCGGCCAGCCGAUGCGCUCCAAGCUGGUCUCUCUACAUCUCAUCCACACCCUCCUUAAUAACAACAUCGCCGUCUUCACAUCGCCCCUCUGUACCAUCACGAGCUCCAAGAGCAAUGAGCCCACUACCUUUCUUCAAGCCAUUAAAUUCUAUCUUUGCCUUAGUAUCACGCGCAACGGAGCCAGCUCGGUGGACAGAAUAUUUGACAUUUGCUGUGAGAUCUUCUGGCUCAUGCUCAAGUACAUGCGCCCCUCAUUCAAGAAAGAGAUUGAGGUCAUUCUCAACGAGAUUUACCUGGCCCUCUUGUCCCAAAAGAACGCCCCCCUGACGCAAAAGCUGUACUUCGUUUCCAUCCUGAACCGCCUCUGCGCCGACCCUCGAGCCUUGGUGGAAACCUAUCUCAACUACGACUGCGAUCAGUCGGUAGAGAACAUCUUCCAGACCGUCAUUGAAGACUUAUCAAAAUUCGCGACGGCACCGGUCACGAUUACAUCGAUCCACGAGCAGGCAUACGAAGAGUAUAGGGCGAAAACCGCGCCCGCCAGCGAGUGGCAGCUCAAGGGCAUCUUGCCUCCUUCACUGACGGUUGCGCAUAUCGCCCCGCAUCAGGAGAAUGAGCCCGACUAUCCCAAGGAAUAUGCAAUCAAACGGCUAUCGCUAGAAGCCCUCGUCGAGACACUCCGCUCCUUAGUCAACUGGUCCGCCCCCAUGCGCUCAGACAGUGAGAUUGCCCGUCCGGAUGGCGAUACUAGGGCCACCUUUGAUGAGCUGCGGCCGUCUAUCGACCCCACAAGCGAGAGUGCAUCCCGGCUCGACACGCCUCUGCCGCCUUCGACCCCAAUAUUAGAGGACGACCCGGAUUAUCUGAGCAAGGAAAAGGCUAGGAAAACGGCUCUGAUGAAGGACAUUAGGCAAUUCAACUUCAAGCCCAAGAAGGGCAUUGAGCUACUGAUCCGCGAUGGCUUCAUCCCGAGCGACAGCCCCAAGGAUAUCGCGACGUUCUUGUUGAAUGAGGACAAGCUAGACAAGGCUCAGAUUGGCGAGUAUCUUGGCGAGGGAGAUCCAAAGAACAUUGAGACCAUGCACGCGUUUGUCGACUCCAUGGACUUCACCAAGAAGCGAUUCGUCGAUGCUCUCCGUCAAUUCCUGCAGUCGUUCCGUCUACCGGGAGAAGCGCAGAAAAUCGAUCGAUUCAUGCUCAAGUUUGCUGAACGCUAUGUACUGGGCAACCCCAAUGCCUUUGCCAACGCUGAUACGGCAUACGUGCUGGCGUACUCUGUCAUCCUGCUCAACACAGACUUGCACAGCAGCAAGAUCGCCAAGAGGAUGACCAAGGAGGAGUUUAUCCGGAACAAUGCGGGCAUCAACGACAAUGCCGACUUGCCUCAUGACUAUCAAAUCUCCAUCUACGAGGAGAUCGCCAACAAUGAGAUCGUCCUAAAGAGCGAGCGCGACAUUGCAGCCGCCCAGGGCAACCUCCCCACCCAGCCGAGUGGCCUGGCCGCAGGCUUGGGACAGGCCUUCUCCAAUGUCGGGCGCGACUUGCAGCGAGAGGCUUACAUGCAGCAGUCGGAAGAGAUUGCGCUGCGUUCGGAACAGCUCUUCAAGAACCUGUUCAAGAGCCAGCGCCGAAACGCCUCCAAGAUGGCACCCAAGUAUAUCGAAGCAACGUCCUUUAAGCACGUGGAGGCCAUGUUUGACAUCACCUGGAUGUCCAUCUUCUCGGCGCUCUCGGGCCAAAUGCAAAAGGCACACAAUCUCGAAGUGAAUAAGCUGUGCUUGGAGGGCAUGCGGCUGGCGACCCGGAUCGCUUGCCUCUUCCAUCAGUCAACGCCUCGUGAGGCGUUCAUUUCCGCACUCCGCAAUGCCACCAACCUGAAUAACCCGCAGGAGAUGCAGGCCAAGAACAUUGAGGCGCUCAAAGUGAUCCUCGACAUCGCUCAGACGGAGGGCAACGUCCUCCAAGAGUCGUGGAAAGACAUUCUCAUGUGCAUCAGCCAACUGGAUAGACUGCAGCUCAUCUCCGGCGGCGUUGACGAGAGCGCCAUCCCAGACGUUUCUCAGGCGCGCUUUAUCCCCCCCUCGCGCGCUGGGACAUCGGACUCUCGCUCGUCCAUGCAGCUGAAAUCCCGGCCGCGACAGAGGUCUGCUACUGGCCCGCGAGGCUUCUCCAACGAGAUUGCUCUCGAGAGCCGCUCGGAUGAGCUUGUCCGAAGCGUCGACCGAAUCUUCUCCAACACGGCCAACCUCUCGGGUGAGGCCAUGGUGUACUUUGCCAAAGCCCUGACCGAGGUGAGCUGGGACGAGAUCAAGGUCUCUGGCUCCAACGACUCUCCUCGCACGUACAGUCUGCAAAAGAUUGUCGAGAUCAGCUACUACAACAUGAACCGUGUGAGAUUCGAAUGGAGCAAUAUCUGGGUCGUUCUCGGCGAGCACUUCAACCAGGUUGGCUGCCACAACAACAUGAACAUUGUCUUCUUUGCUUUGGAUUCAUUGCGUCAGCUGUCCAUGCGGUUCAUGGAGAUCGAAGAGCUUGCGGGUUUCAAGUUUCAGAAGGAUUUCCUCAAGCCCUUUGAGCACGUCUUGUCCAACUCGCACAACAUCACCGUCAAAGACAUGGUGCUGCGCUGCCUCAUCCAGAUGAUUCAGGCCCGAGGCGACAUGAUCCGCUCCGGCUGGAGGACCAUGUUUGGCGUCUUCACCGUUGCUGCCCGGGAGCCGUACGAGAGCAUUGUCAACCUUGCAUACGAAAACGUCAACCAGGUCUACAAGGAGAAGUUCGGCGUCGUCAUCUCUCAGGGAGCGUUUACGGACCUCAUUGUCUGCCUGACGGAAUUUUCAAAGAACCUCAAGUUUCAGAAAAAGAGCCUUGGUGCUCUGGAGCUGCUCAAGUCCAUCAUUCCGACAAUGCUCAAGACUCCAGAAUGCCCGCUGUCAAGUGUGGCGUCGACCAAUGCCGAAAACGGUGCCGUGGAACCCGCUCCAGGCGUCAACAAGAAGGUGCAGACAAAGACAUCGUUGGAAGAGGGUUACUGGUUCCCCGUGCUCUUUGCCUUCCACGAUGUACUGAUGACUGGCGAAGACCUCGAGGUCCGUUCCAACGCUCUAGAGUACUUCUUUGCCGCACUGCUCAAGUACGGAGGCGGCUUCACCCAGGCCUUCUGGGAUAUUCUCUGGAGACAGCAGCUGUAUCCCAUCUUCAUGGUGUUGCGUUCGCGGCCAGAGAUGACCAAUGUCUUGAAUCACGAAGAGCUCUCUGUGUGGUUGUCGACCACGAUGAUUCAAGCCCUGCGCAACAUGAUUACGCUAUUCACGCACUACUUCGACGCCCUCGAGUACAUGCUGGACAGAUUCCUGGAGCUGCUGGCCCUUUGCAUUUGCCAAGAAAACGAUACCAUCUCUCGGAUUGGUAGCAAUUGUUUGCAGCAGUUGAUACUGAAGAACGUGACCAAGUUCAACCAGGUGCAUUGGAACAAGAUUGUCGGGGCGUUUUGCGAACUAUUCGACCGGACAACGGCGUAUCAGCUCUUUACCGCAGCAAACAUGGAGGCUUCUGCCGCUUUGGCACUGUCGUCAUCCAACGGGCUGGAGUUUACUUCACCCCUCAGCCCAACCACUGGCGAAGCCCCUGCCGGUGAUGAAAAGUCCCUCAAGAUCAACGGCGGCGAUGAUCAUAGCGCUGCCUCCGAUACCGAAUCUAUCCAUCAUCCGACAUUGCACAAGCUUGACGACGACGAGUCGCGGACGCCGACGGCAAAUACCAACGGGCAGCCGCUGGAGGAGUUCAAGCCGUCUUCCACUCUUCAGCAGCAGCCUGUCGUGGUGACUGCAGCCCGCCGGCGGUUCUUCAACCGCAUCAUUUCUCGCUGCGUCCUACAGCUGCUGAUGAUCGAGACGGUCAACGAGCUCUUCAGCAACGACACCGUCUACGCCAACAUCCCCUCCGCUGAGCUUCUGCGACUCAUGGCUCUCCUCAAGCGGUCCUUCCAGUUCGCACGCCGUUUCAACGAAGAUAAGGAGCUUCGGAUGAAGCUCUGGCGCGAGGGCUUUAUGAAACAGCCUCCCAACCUGUUGAAGCAAGAAAGCGGUGCUGCGGCGACGUACGUGUCGAUCCUCUUCAGGAUGUUCGUGGACGACGCGCCGGAGCGACUGAAGAGCAGACCCGACAUUGAGGCCGCCCUCGUGCCGCUGUGCGAGGACAUCAUCACGGGCUACUCGCUGCUCGCGGAAGAGAGCCAGCAGAGGAACAUCAUUGCCUGGAGGCCAGUCGUCGUCGACGUGCUGGAGGGAUUUGCCACGUUCCCGGAGGAGGCCUUCAAGGCCCACCUGCCCUCGUUCUACCCGCUGGCCAUUGAUCUGCUGCAGAAGGACUUGACGGCGGACCUGCGCGGCGCGCUGCUUGGGGUGCUGCGGAGGGUGGGCGAGGUUUCGCUCGGGAUCGAGGGCAUGGCGAGGGCCGGGGACAAGAGGCGGGACAGCACGACCAGCACCAAUGCUGAGGAGGCUGCGGGCGGGUCGUCGGAGGCUGCGGCACGGAAGAUGCUGUGA